Siniperca chuatsi (mandarin fish) is the source of this 1636-nucleotide messenger RNA. RefSeq names its product coiled-coil domain-containing protein 42 homolog (gene ccdc197). The coding region runs from base 30 to 1187 and encodes 385 amino acids. Lineage: Eukaryota; Metazoa; Chordata; Actinopteri; Centrarchiformes; Sinipercidae. The record is from RefSeq and is a predicted model, not a curated record. The transcript is spliced from 9 exons.
GAUUCCUGGACAAUAUAUUUGCAAAAAACAUGACGACUUCUUCCCUUCCCUUCUUAGAUAACAGCGAUGCCCGUCUAAAACUGACGGUGGAGAACAGAAUAAGAAACAUUUUUGUAACACAGUCAGAAGACACCAGACAUAGAAAGCAAGAAAAUGUCAACCACAUACCUGUUGUAACAGAGACUUCUAGCAGAGUCCUUGAGGCAGGAGUGAACACUUUGCAAAAGACUCUGGUUCUGAAGAAACAAGCUGAGUUGGACGAGGUCGACGAGCAACUCACACUCAAACGGCAAGAGUUUAAGAGCUGCGUGGAAGCUCUAGCCCAGAGGAGGUCUGAAUUGGAAAUAAAACAACAGCAGACUAAAGAGAGGGCAAUGAAAUUUGAGAAGUUUGUGGCUGAAAAUGAAGUGAAGCGACGGCGAGCGCUGAAGAAGUAUGAGGUUGCACGGGAGCAGAACAUGUCGAAGCAGAGAGAAGUAGAAGAUCUGACAGAACAGCUGAAACAACUUAGAGCCAGACAGCAAGUUUUAAAGGAGAGAAUGGCAAAAUACAAAAUCUAUGAGGACUAUUUGAUGAAAACACUAGAUUAUCUCCCCAGCAUUUACCUUGAUAAUGGGUCUGAGUCUUUGGUUAUGCCCAUCAUUCGGCGCCAUGAGACCCUGUCCAUCACCCACCAGGAGCUGCUGCAGCGUUUGGGGCGUCUGGAGGAGGAGGUGGAGCAGGGCCAGCGACUACUGCAGACCAUUAAGCAGGAGCACAGCAUUAAAAAAUUGAUGGCCAAUAAGGAACUGUCUGAACUCCAGAGUGAGUUAGAAACCCUCAAAGAGAAGAACAAGCAGGCAGAGAUUAACCUGCUGAUGGAGCAAGGCCUGUCCAGAGUGAAGGUUGAAGAAGUGGGAACCUUGCUUAUGGCCAUCAACAGCCUCGCAGAGCAGUGUUAUCUACCAGCAUAUGGACCUCUGGAAAACAUGAACAUACUGACAAUGAUGGACAUGGUGAAGGAGUACAUUCUGGACGAGGCAGACACAGAGAAGAGAGCGAGGAGACUGAUGGAGUCGGGGUCUGCAAUGACAAGUAGAACAGCUCUGACAGACAAAAGAGAGAGGGGAUCAAUGAAAAGCAUCGGCAGUAAAACACAAAUCAAAUGUUCAAGUAAAGUCAGUAGAAAGAGUGAGACAAUAAGUUGAUGUAGAACUUUUACAACUUAUCACGUUGUUUUCAUGCUUACAGUAAUCUAACUUUGUUGAGUGUGAAAGUUCAGUUUUGACCUUGGAAACAGGAGUUUGACAAAAUCUUACUUUUGAAAUGUAGAACAUGACAACAUGACUGUGAGAUGCAGUUGGAAACUCUAGAAAAAGCCAGUAAAUGGACCUUGUGUUAAGAUAUUUUUGUAAACAUCUAAGAGUGGUUUGACUCUUAAAUUGUUUGAGUUUAUGUAACAGAGGUUCAGUGUUCAAAACACUUAAUGCAAAAUGCUAUGCAUCAAGUUUUGUACUUUUCAUAUAUAUUUUGAAAAUAAGGUAACUAAGUGUAUUCGAGCAUCAGAACUUUGUAAAUGUGUAUCUCUGGAAUGUCAUCAUUGUUGCAUUUUAAAAUAAAAUGGUCACAAUCAAAUGAUGCUGUCAGGCAGAUCAAA